Messenger RNA from Alexandromys fortis (reed vole), 3596 nucleotides. RefSeq names its product von Willebrand factor A domain-containing protein 5A-like. The record is from RefSeq and is a predicted model, not a curated record. Lineage: Eukaryota; Metazoa; Chordata; Mammalia; Rodentia; Cricetidae. The transcript is spliced from 21 exons. The coding region runs from base 86 to 2641 and encodes 851 amino acids.
AGAUUUGAGAAAGUGGGUAAAGACUUUGCUCUGCUCUCUGGAGAGAACCCUACCUGCUGCAUCUACAGGGGUCAUCAACUGGAGUAUGGGUUACCUACUAUGGACCAAGUCCCUGGAGAAAAAUGACUGCCCCAUUCCAAGUAGUAUCAAACACAAACCUCUUCAGACACAGGCACUAAGAAUGGAGCACUACUGUGGUCUAAUCACUGGCAACAAGGAACCAGUGCCACUGAAGAGCAUCUCAGUAACCCUGUCCAUAAAUGACUUUGUGGCCAGUGUCUCUGCAACCUUAAAUUAUGAGAAUGAGGAGAAAGUCCCAUUGGAGGCAAUCUUUGUGUUCCCCAUGGAUGAAGACUCUGCUGUCUACAGCUUUGAAGCCUUGGUGGAUGGGAAGAAAAUUGUGGCCGAAUUGCAGGAAAAGAUGCAGGCCCAUAGCAUCUAUGAGGAUGCCCUCUCCCAGGGCUACCAAGCUUACUUAUUGGAAGAGGAUGACUACUCCAGGGAUGUCUUUUCUUGCAAUGUGGGGAACCUCCAGCCUGGGGCCAAGGUGGCAGUGACCCUGAGGUAUGUGCAAGAGCUGCCUCUGGAGACAGAUGGGGCCCUGCGCUAUGUGCUCCCAGCCAUCUUGAAUCCAAGAUAUCAGCUCUCUGAAAAGUCAGCGAAGAGUUCCUUGAAUAUAUAUACUCCCAUGGUCCCUUUGGAGGACCUUCCCUACACACUCAGCAUGGUUGCUACCAUCACUUCCCAGCAUGGCAUUGAGAGGGUCCAGUCCAACUGCUCCUUGAGUCCCAUGCAGUACCUGGCUGAUGACAAGACAUCUGCUCAGGUUUCCUUGGCUGAAGGACACAAGUUUGACCGGGAUGUGGAACUCUUGAUUUAUUACAAUGAAGUGCACAGCCCCAGUGUAGCAGUGGAGAUGGGGAUGCAGGACAUGAAGCCAGAUAGUUUGAUGGGAGCUCCUUCUGCAAUGGUGAGCUUCUAUCCAGACAUCCCAGAAGUGGAGCUCUCAAAGGCCCGUGGAGAAUUUGUGUUCCUCAUGGACCGCUCAGGAAGUAUGGGAUUACCAAUGAACAACCAGAAUUCUCAGCUACGCAUAGAGGCUGCCAAGGAAACUCUCCUGCUGUUGCUGAAGAGUUUGCCUAUGGGUUGUUAUUUCAACAUCUAUGGAUUUGGAUCUUCCUAUGAAAAAUUCUUUCCGGAGAGUGUGAAGUACACUCAGGAAACAAUGGAGAAGGCAGUGCAAAGGGUGAAGGAUUUAAAAGCAGACCUAGGAGGCACUGAAAUCUUGAAACCACUCUGCAAUAUUUACAAAGCUCCCUCCAUUCCUGGACAUCCCUUACAGCUCUUUGUCUUCACAGAUGGAGAAGUUGAUGCCGCAUUUAGUGUCAUUAAAGAAGUUCAGUUAAACAGCAAGAAGCACAGAUGUUUCUCUUUUGGUAUUGGAGAAGGAGCCUCCACCAGUUUAAUCAAAAGCAUCGCCCGGGUAUCAGGGGGCAUUGCACAGUUUAUCACAGGCAAGAACAGGAUGCAGACCAAGGCUCUUGGGUCUCUGAAGUUUGCUCUAAACUCUUCAGUGAACGACAUCUCUCUGAAAUGGGAUUUGCCAGCUGGCCUGUCAGCUAACAUGCUUUCCCCAAAGCAGACUGUCAUCUUUAGGGGUCAGAGGUUAAUCAUCUAUGCCCAAUUGACUGGGACUAUGCCUAAAGUGGAGAGAUCAGGAAAAGUAUGCUUCAAGUAUACCCUUCAAGGCAAGGGUCUUAAAAACAGGGUGACAUUUUCCCUACAGCCCAAAGCAAAUACUAGUUUCACCAUUCAUCGGUUGGCUGCAAAAUCAUUGAUUCAGACCAAGGACUUGGGCUCCCAUGAGACUUCAAAAGGAGAAGUGAGGGAUGUGGUGAAUAUCAGCAUUCAGUCUGGGGUCCUCAGCUCCUUCACAGCUUUCAUUGCCAUAAACAAGGAGCUCAAUCAGCCAGUGCAGGGGCCUCUGACUCCCAGAGUGAUUCCAACACCACGUUUGGGUCUACCUAACCUGGGUGCAUCAAAAGCCUCACAUCGACGACUUGGACUGAAUGCUCCUGCCUUUUGUCGACGAUUCUUGAGUCUUAAAAAUUCUGCCGAAACGAGGUGCAAGUCAUGUUGUACCAGAGAAACUAUCUUUGAACUCUCCUCAGAAUGUCUCCAUCAAGAUUAUGCAUCUUGUGUGCCAUUGGCGAUCAGUGAAGGUUCUGCUGGAAUGAUGACAAAUUCAUAUUCUUCUACGAAGGAAACUACUGGUCAAAUCUCCUCAGAUUGUGUCCCUGAAGGUUUUGAAGAAAGUGUUGUUCUGCAGCUGAUUUCACUUCAAAAGGCAAAUGGCUCCUGGGAGCUGGGCGAGAAUCUGACCAAGAUUUUGGGCACUAGUUUGGAAGACAUCCAGGCUGCAAACCCUGCCAAGGAUGGAGACCCAUCAGUGUGGGCCACAGUACUGGCUGUCCUCUGGCUGCAUGGCAAUGGCAAGGACUUGAAGUGUGAGUGGGAACUUCUGGAAAGGAAGGCUGUGGCCUGGCUUCAUGACCAUGCAGGUUCCUCCAUCCCGAUGCUCGUGCAAGCUGGCAGUAAUCUCCUGAAGUUACCUGUGACCCCAGCUGUCUUUGGCUUCUGAGGAUGCCACCCAUGUUUCCUAGCUACCACCAAUUCCCUCACUUUCACAUUGGCUGAGAUAGCUUUUGGGUUCUAUCUUUACCUUCUUUUUUCUUGUCAUAACAUUAAAGGACUUCCCCACAACCUUGCUUAUCUAUUUCAAGCACCUUUGGAUCUCAUAUUCUGCCCUCAUCCCUUCCUCUGCAAGAAGUUAUUAUGGUCCCCUAACAUGUUUUCUUCAAUACAUCUUUUAUUAUAUUCACAUGCAGAAUGACAUUUGAAGUUUUCCAGAGAAAUUACAAUUAAAUAGGUGGCAUAGUCUUGAGUAGCCCUGUGCCAUUAAUCCUGGGCAAUGCUUAAAUUAAUAAUCUGCAUUAUUGUUAUCCACUCAGUUUUGUUCUUUUAUUAUUGAGGAUCAUAGUAGUAACGUUUAUGUUCACAAGAGCAGGAAUUGGAUGAAAGUUGAAAAUCAAUAUCAAUACAACAAAUACAGCAAUAUAACAAAGAGAUAGACCAAAGUCAUACAUUACCCAUUUCAGAACUGCUAUGAAGAUCAUGAACUGAUUCCAUUUAUGUUUUUGACUAUAUUACAUGUCUUUAUUUCUGUUUCCUAAGUAUUUUGGUUUAACUAAUACUAUGAGAAUAGUGUUUCUGCAUAAGCUCUAAACACCUUGUAAGUUGGCUGUGAGUCCUCAGAGUUAGACUGUGCUAUGAGAUUCCUAGCCAGGCUCAAGGCAAGUGUUAGAAAAGAACAUUUGCUAUGGUUGAAAGUAAAAAAAUAGCUAGGAUUUAAAAUUAUCAUGCCAAUAAGUGUUCUUUCUUCUUUUCUGUCACUGUGACAAAAUAUUUGAGAAAAUUAACUCAAGGUAGAAAAGAUUUUGGAUGGGGGAUGACCUGCUGGGUAAAUUACAAACAUGAAAACCUGAGGACCCGAAUUUGGAUUCUUGGAGUCUAUAUAAUAAAAUAGAUAUGGUAGA